AUGCCAUCGCUCGCCCACGAAUCCGUGUGGCUCGCCCUUACAAUAACCCGCUACACAUAUCCCGUUGUGGUCUUAUGCUAUUUCAUCCUUGCUCUCACCAUUACCGUUUGCACUUUGCAGACACAAGCCCGCAGUGUCAGAGAUGAACAUGUCCGUCGCGAUGUUAUGCUGGCGCUGAUAGUCACUAUCGCUGCCACCUAUCUUAUAGAAUCGGUUGCAAUUCUAGUUGACAGUUUGAGCAGCUCCUCUGCCGCGUCCCUCGGCCAAGACCGGCUGGUAUAUCUAAUUGCCUCAACAAUCGCUUUCGGGAUCCAGGCUAUGGCCUUGGCAGAUAGCAAGUUUCCUGUAUGGUAUCCCUACUAUGUCACCUGGUUGAUGGGAAUUAUUGUGGAGAGUACCCUCCUCGUCGUUCCCAACAGUAUCAUCCCGCCUACUAAGACUUUCGAAUUCAUCGACAUUGUUAUACAAGCCUUGAGAAUCUGCACGUUCCUUGUUUUAGUGUUCCUAUACUUCGGGCUAUACAAUGGCCAAAAGGAGCAUAGUAAUGGGGAUCCCGAACGCCAGUCACUUUUGGGGAAGAAGCUUGUAGGCUCUGAAGAUUCCGCUAAUGGAAAGGGAUACGGUACGACGACGGACAACUCCACCUCAACUACCACAGAUACCGACUCGUGGAUCAUAAGACAAAACAAGGCAGAAGAACUAAUUCAAAAGCGUUUAAAGGAGGACGGCAAUUGGUUUACAUAUGCUAAAGGAUUUACUGUUUUCUUCCAGUAUGUCUGGCCGUUCCACAGCAAACGCCUUCAGCUUAGAGCGCUUCUCGUAGGAGUGUGUCUGCUCUCCUCAAACGCCUUGAAUGUCCUAGUUCCGAAUCAGAUGGGCGUGAUGGUAGACAGCCUGACAAAAUAUGUCCAAGGAGACCACCAACACAAUAUCUGGCUACCAGUUGCAAUAUACACUGCCCUAAAGUUUGUAAACAGUGGCGCUUGUAUUGGCUGGAUUCAAAAAUGGUUGUGGAUGCCAGUCGAGCAGUUCUCGUACGAUGCACUAAGUACGGCGUCCCACGCCCAUAUCAUGAAUCUGUCAUCCGACUUCCAUGACAGCAAGACUAGCUCGGACCUCAUUCAAGCUGUAAAUGGAGGUAGGUCGGUUGCAGACUUACUAGAAACCGUAUGUUUCCAAGUCAUACCCAUGUUUAUCGACCUUGCAGUUGCUUUUAUCUAUUUGUGGUCCCUUUUUGGUCCGUAUAUGGGCCUCAUGAUGGGCGCAACGGUCACUUCAUACCUCUACAUUACGACAAGGCUUGUUAGUCGUCGGUCCAACAAACGCCGUAAUUAUAUUGCAGCGAUGCGUAAAGAAUGGAGCGUCGGGUAUUCUUCACUUGAUAUGUGGAAUACUGCAAGUUUGUUCAACAUGAUUCCAUAUGAGCAAGAUAGAUACUCACAUGCCAUCAAAGACCACCUCAAAGUCAAGUAUACAUAUGAGAUGUCUUCGCACUCGAUUAGUGCUGCUCAGGGUUUGAUUAUGACUAUUGGAUUACUAGGAGCGCUAUGGCUAGGUGUUUAUCAGGUCGCUUACGAGGGUCGGUCUGUUGGGAAAUUUACUACUCUACUUAUUUAUUGGGCACAGCUGUCAGGGCCUCUGACAUUCUUCAGUAGCAUGUUCAAGAACAUUUCCUACAGUUUGAUGGAUGCUGAGCGUUUACUCGAGUUAUUCCUAACGAAGCCUACAAUCAUCGAGUCGCCGAAUGCAAAACCACUGAAGUUUAGCAAGGGCCUCGUCAAAUUCGACGGCGUCUCCUUUGCUUACGAUGAUCGGAAGCCUACUUUAAAGGACGUCACUUUUAGCGUGCCUUCGGGAAAGACGGUUGCAUUAGUGGGCGAGACUGGAGGCGGUAAAUCGACAAUUCUUAAGCUAAUUGAACGAUUCUACGAUGUCAAAGCCGGCACUAUUUCAAUAGACGGCCAAGACAUUCGCGAUGUAACAUUGACUAGUCUCCGAGAAAAGAUCGGUGUUGUGCCUCAAGAUCCGCAACUCUUCAAUGAAUCCAUCAUAGAUAACAUCCGCUACUCGCGGCUUUCAGCUACCGAUGAAGAAGUACACGAGGCUUGCAAAGCAGGUGCCGUUCACGACAAGAUUAUGUCCUUCCCUGACGGCUAUAAUUCUAAGGUUGGCCAUAAUGGAGUUAAAUUAUCUGGAGGCGAAAAACAGCGCAUUGCGAUCGCUAGAGCCAUUCUGAAGCAGCCGGAGAUUAUUCUUCUUGACGAAGCUACUAGUGCAGUCGAUACUGAAACUGAACAAGUCAUCCAGGACGGUUUUAACACUUUGUGUCGGGAUCGAACGACCUUUAUUGUUGCUCACCGUUUGUCAACAAUCAUGAAGGCGGAUCAUAUUCUCGUUAUCAUGGAUGGUGAGAUCGUUGAACAAGGCAGCCAUGACGAUUUAAUUCAUUCCAAAGGAAAAUACCAUGAAUUGUGGUCAAAACAAAUUCUUGUCAAGCCAACCGACGAACAGCCCAGGUCCCAAAGCCCCACAACACAGGAUACAAACAUCGUCAACGACCUUGCACCCGAUCUACAGAAGGUUGAGCUAGCCAAGGUUAUGGAGAGUACUGCAGACCAACAAGGCACUAGGGAUGCUGGCGGAUCGAAGGACGGCGAGGGGAAGGGAUCUGGGGGGGGUCACCAGCAUGAAGGCUUCAAAUUGAAACCAGACGCACCGGAAUUUGUUCCACUACGUUCGGAUAUCGGUCCACGCAGCUCCUCUGCAAAGAUUUUCCAGAAAGAUACGUUAAAUAUGCGGGAGGUGCAGGAUAGCCUGCAUAGAAUUGGAAACCUGGGUACAAAAGCAUGUAAGAACGGAGAUUCCGACUAUUCAGUGCCGAAGCCUAGUGAUAAAAAUUAUACCUUAGGGGGUGCGACCGGGCAACCUACUGAGACUGAGGCAUCUCUGGUCAACAAGCCGAAGCCCAAGCAUUCCAGACCUCCGAGAAGACAUACCUCGACGAGCGAUCUCGCCUCUAAACUCCAAGAUCCAUGUGAUGGCGUUCAAGAUUCGGAUAUGACAGCGGUCAGCUCUAGUGAAAGCCAACCGUUAUUGCAGAGUUCUUCAAAUGCAAGUGCUCUACAAAGGAAUCCGAGUAGCUUUACUGAUAGAUUUCAGCAACACCAUCGGGUCUCGAGUUCCAGUAAUCCGCCUUCUAGUUCUCAAGACCUUCGGAGCACUCGUACCCGAAGGACCCGCCACUGGCGCUCAAGGAACAGGAGUGCAGAUAAUUCAGGAUCUAGUGCGCCAGCUACUGCAGGUAGCUCUUACGAAACUCCUGCUAACGACACACGUGUACCCCCUGUGUCUAUUGCAAGGCCAAUCGAAGGCGCCAAUCAUACUUUGAGCACUCUCCUAUCUCCUCGCGACCUUUAA
Molecule: messenger RNA, 3417 nt
Organism: Venustampulla echinocandica
Lineage: Eukaryota; Fungi; Ascomycota; Leotiomycetes; Helotiales; Pleuroascaceae
Product: p-loop containing nucleoside triphosphate hydrolase
Exons: 15
Coding region: 1-3417 (1138 amino acids)
Biological process (GO): transmembrane transport
Cellular component (GO): membrane
Molecular function (GO): ATP binding; ATP hydrolysis activity; ABC-type transporter activity
Source: RefSeq, a predicted model, not a curated record